This is a messenger RNA of Bipolaris victoriae FI3, 1593 nucleotides long. RefSeq lists its product as hypothetical. Bases 1 to 1593 code for a protein of 530 amino acids. Gene Ontology annotation, biological process: response to reactive oxygen species; hydrogen peroxide catabolic process; cellular response to oxidative stress. The record is from RefSeq and is a predicted model, not a curated record. Lineage: Eukaryota; Fungi; Ascomycota; Dothideomycetes; Pleosporales; Pleosporaceae. The transcript is spliced from 2 exons. Gene Ontology annotation, molecular function: heme binding; peroxidase activity.
AUGUUCGCCUCAAUCAAUAUCGCAACUGCAAUCGCAGUGAUUGCUUCCACAGCCAGUGCCGCACUCUACUAUCCAGAUGUUCAGACACAUCUUCUUGAGCACAUCCUCGUCGACAACUGGGGCGCUUACGCAUCCAACUUUUCUUCUGCAAUUACGCCCUGUGACCGCUACGUGACGCAGACAGGGAAUGCGGCACUAACCAGUGGCCGCACGACGGCAGCCCAAUGGAUGCGUGUGCUUUUCCACGACUUCAUAACGGCCAAUGUAAGCGCAGGUACAGGUGGAGUGGAUGCAAGCAUUGGGUUUGAGACAGCGAGGGAAGAGAACAAGGGGAGUGCAUUCAACGACAGUUUUACCUUUUGGAAGCCCUAUGUCAACGGCGCUGUUUCCAUGGCCGAUCUAAUUGCAAUCGGAACCGUCAUGUCGAACAACCUAUGUGGAGGCAACAACAUGCCCUAUCGCCCCGGGCGCAUUGACGCUCUCGCCGCCGGCUCAACAACAGGUGUUCCAGCACCAGAAACAAGUCUUGAAGAGACCCUCGUAUUCUUCGAGCGUGCCGGCUUCGAAAAAGUGGAAGAUGCCAUUGGCCUCACGGCAUGCGGCCAUACCAUGGGCUCGGUGCACCACGGCGGCUUUCCCGAAGUUGUAGACGAGACCUUUGUCACCCCAAAUAACACCAACGGCGGCAGCAACUUCGACACGACGCGCGGUGUCUUUGAUCCCAACGUUCUGGGAGAAUAUGUGCAUUGGACGGGCAAUAAAGGCGGUCCGUUGGUGACUUCGCACAAUGAGACCAUGAACUCUGACCUUCGGCUCUAUGAGAGCGAUGGUAAUGCCACCAUGCGAGCACUGCUUGCACAGGGACCCGCGUUCCUAGAUACCUGUGUCGAGCUUAUGCGCCGCGCCAUCGAUACCGUGCCAUCUCACGUGCAACUCGGUGAUAUCGUCACGGCAAUCCUCGUCAAGCCGAUUAACGUUACCUAUGACUACUCCAAGAUCGAUGGCAAGCUGGUGCUAUCGGGUAAGAUUAGAGUGCUGACUGCAGCGGGACACGGAAGUCUAAAUUCACUUACGCUUCGCAUGGGUCAGGAUGAGACGGACAUUGCACUUGUUGCCGAAGCCGAGACUGGACAGUCUGUUUUCGGUCGCGGUGCUGAUGGAUAUGGGACCACGACUUACUUCCCCUUUUCCGUAUCUGGACCCUCGAUUCGAAAUGCGACUUCCUUUUCUGUGAGUGGUGCAGGUGUCCAACAAGACUUUGAGAUUAGCAACCGGGUAUUCGUGGUGCAGAGUUUAACGGCUCUUGACGGCAAGGUUGUCAAUACCGCCAUUGCUGUAUCGGCGCCUAGCUCUUGUGAGGAUGUUCACGUACGUAUCGCUGCACCUUUUACACAGCCCGGGACGUUGGCACCGAAGGUCAGCGAGAAGGAUGUAGUGAUGAGCGCGUUGCCCGACACCCUGGACGGCUAUACGCUGUGCGGUGGAAAUCUUAUUCUGGAUGCCGUGCCAACUGGCUUACUCACCAUAAAGGCACUACAAGGAGGUACACUCGUUGAUACACUGUUGGUAAACGGGGGAAAAGCAGGCUGGUAA